AUGUCGGCCAUCCUGUCUGCUGAUGACCUGAACGACUUUAUCUCUCCCGGUGUCGCCUGUAUCAAACCCGUAGAAACCCUUCCGAAACAGCAACCACAAGAAAAUGCCUACGAAGUCACAACCGAAGACAAGAUCGCCGCCGCCGAAGCCCCACCAGCCAAGGCCGUCCUCGUCAGUCUGCAAUCACAUCAAGAAGUCUUGAACACACUCGAAGCAUACCCUGAACUACGCCUGCCCUGGACCGCGUCAGGCGAGUCUCUACCAGGUCCUUCAGAUGGCAAGAUCUUUGUCGCAAGCGUGUCGCCUCAGACUCGUGCCAGCAUUGCUGCGACGUAUGGUGUCUCUGAGGCUGCCGCUACAAACAUGAUUCAACAACUUCUUUCUGGUCCAGCUGGUCUGCGAUCGGGCGGCGCAAACAAUAGUGGCUUCUCUUGGGUCAUUGAUACUAACGUCAUGCGUCAGGCUGCUCUGGUAGCUGCAGCCGACGAAGUCAUGGACUCCCUCGCACCCACAGCCAAACACACGACAGACUUUAGUGGCUCGCGCGCCGAGAAGCCAAAGAAGCCCAUACUUGCCUCUGCCUGUCCUGGUUGGAUCUGUUACGCCGAGAAAACACACCCUCACGCACUGCCCCACAUGUCACGACUGAAGUCACCGCAAGCCCUGACAGGCACAUUGAUCAAGAGCGGCAUACGCGAUGUCGAUUGUGUAAUCACUGCUCGUGAGCUACUCAUGCUUGCUGAAAGUCGUGGCAUUUCCUUUCCUCAAUUGCCACAGAAGCCUCUUGCACGCCAACAUCGCACGCCUUUCCCGGACCCUAAACUAGAUCGAUUCCUGUUCCCUGCAACUUCUACCCGCAAUGGCACGCGAGACGCUGGAACUAGCGGUGGAUAUCUCUGGCAUGUCAUGCAAACGUAUCGCGCACAACAUCCAGGCAGCCAGAUUACUAUCCAACGAGGCCGCAAUGCUGAUGUCGUUGAAUACACUUUGGUUGACUCGGAAAACGCUGCCAUAGUGAGAUCUGCUCGAUACUAUGGUUUCCGCAACAUUCAAAACUUGGUCCGUCGACUGAAACCUGUACGCGCUUCACGCAUGCCAGGAGCAGCAAAUAGACUUGCUGGUGCUCGCAAGCCUGGUGCAGCUGCAGGAUCGGCAGGAGGUCAGAACAUGAACGACUACGCUUAUGUAGAAGUUAUGGCAUGCCCAGGUGGCUGCACAAACGGUGGUGGUCAAAUAAAAGUUGGAGACGUAGGAGCUCUACGAAGCAGCGGUGUAGAGAACGGAGGUGACCAGGUAGUCGCCCCUCAACAAAAAGAGUGGUUACAGAAAGUCGAUGAAGCAUAUUUCUCAUCCUCGUCUGCAUCAUCAUCACCAUCACCUUCAGAUACAGAAGACGAAGGUGUUGAAGAUGUGGACGCUGCUUCUGCAAUUACGACAGCAAAGUCUUCUGCUAACGGCGAUGUCGAAAUGGAGGAUGCAGAAGAUGCUUCAAUGGUGGAUGGUAUCUCGCACUCGCAGAUCAAGGAUAUCUUCUCACAUUGGUCUGGGAUCACAGGCGUAGCGACAGACAAGCUAGUAUAUACCUCUUACCGCAAGGUCGAGAGCGAUAUUGGCAAGACCACAGAUGUAGAAAGAGUGGCUGGUCUUGCCAGCACUAUCGGCGGUGGUUGGUAG
Molecule: messenger RNA, 1674 nt
Organism: Aureobasidium musti
Lineage: Eukaryota; Fungi; Ascomycota; Dothideomycetes; Dothideales; Saccotheciaceae
Source: the annotation of a GenBank genome assembly